Molecule: messenger RNA, 951 nt
Organism: Anarrhichthys ocellatus (wolf-eel)
Lineage: Eukaryota; Metazoa; Chordata; Actinopteri; Perciformes; Anarhichadidae
Gene: ora2
Product: olfactory receptor class A related 2
Exons: 1
Coding region: 1-951 (316 amino acids)
Biological process (GO): G protein-coupled receptor signaling pathway
Cellular component (GO): membrane
Molecular function (GO): pheromone receptor activity
Source: RefSeq, a predicted model, not a curated record
AUGCCAUCAGUGGUGUUUGUCCGCGGGAUGCUCUAUCUGACCCUCACUGUUGUGGGAGUCCCGGGUAACGGGACAGUCAUCCUGGCGUUCCUCCUCUUGCUGUACCAGAAGAACCACCUCCUCCCAUCUGAUGUCAUUGUCCUGCACCUGGCCUGUGUCAACCUGCUGGUGGUGGUCGUCCGCUGUCUGCUGGAGACCCUGGCCUCCCUCCGCCUGCCCAGCAUCUUCGGAGACGUGGGCUGUAAGGCCGUGAUCUUUGUCUACAGAACAUCCCGGUCCCUCUCGAUCUGGCUCACCUUCGUCUUGAGCGCCUACCAGUGCCUGAGCAUCGCCCCUCCUGGAUCACGCUGGGCCUCCUUCCGCACCGUGUUAGCCCAGUAUUUGGGCUUUGUGUUCCUCUUCCUCUGGGUCCUCAACACCUGCAUGUCGUCGGCAGCCAUACUCUUCUCCUUCGGCACCAAAAACGUCUCCAACCUAUCAAACCAUGGCAUCAAUGUCCAAUUCUGCUACGUUAACUUUCCUUCAAAGUUGUCCAUUGAGGCGAACGGGGCAGCCCAGGUGGGCAGAGAUGUGGUGCCCAUGGCCCUCAUGGCGCUAGCCAGUCUGAUCAUCCUGGUCUUCCUUUACAAGCACAGCCAGCAGGUGAAGGGACUCCGCGGCAGUAGCGGCGGCGGGGCAGAGCGACGAGCUGCCAAAACCGUGGUAGCUCUCGUGACCUUGUAUGUGGUUCUUUACGGGGUCGAUAAUGGGAUUUGGGUCUACACUCUCACUGUGAGGAAGGCCAUGACUUCCUCGCUGAUCUCUGACCUGCGUAUAUUCUUCUCCUCACUCUAUGCAGCGCUAAGCCCCGUGGUCAUCAUUACAUCCAACAGGAAGGUGAAUGGCAUGCUUAGGUGUGACGUGAAGAGGAAGCCUGUUCAGGAGAAAGACACAUGUCUUUCUACUGUGUGA